Pseudogymnoascus verrucosus is the source of this 1057-nucleotide messenger RNA. RefSeq lists its product as uncharacterized. The transcript is spliced from 3 exons. The record is from RefSeq and is a predicted model, not a curated record. Gene Ontology annotation, cellular component: mitochondrial outer membrane. Bases 263 to 871 code for a protein of 202 amino acids. Lineage: Eukaryota; Fungi; Ascomycota; Leotiomycetes; Thelebolales; Thelebolaceae.
CGCGAAGACCGCCACGGCGACCACCACAAGGAAUACCACCACUGCAACGCUGCUUUAGCAUAUUUUAGCAUAUGGCAGCCAUGGUAACCUUCGGACCAUUCCUCGCCCCGUUGUGUCAUGACAGCCCACAAUCAACGUGAGACCAAGUUCCAUUCCAUACUAGCCAACCCAUCUAUUCUCUUCACACUUCGUUGCUUAUUAUUUCCUCAAAACUGCUUAUCCAUUCAAGAGUCACUCAAUUGCGUGAAUCAAACUAGCAACGAUGACCACCUACAUACCCUCACUCACGAUCCCCUCGGGGAUCCUCCUCAACCCCGCCACCUCCAUUCUCCUCCCCGUGGCUCUAGGAACCGCCGUUGGAUUCUCAUCUCGACCCCGCGAGAACCAAAAGAACUACAUGGCCCUCAAGCAGCCCCCCUGCCGCCCACCCCCCGAGAUCUUCGGUCCCCUCUGGACCCUCUUCUACGGCCUCAUGGGCUACGGCGCCUUCCGCGCCUGCAACGCUGGUCUCUCCCCCCUGCGCUCCCCCAACGUCAUCCAAGCAACCAAGCACGGAGCAACGCUGUACACGAUCCAGCUUGGUCUGAACCUCCUCUGGAUGCCGCUGUUCUUCGUGGCCAAGCGCCCAAUCGAAGCUACUGUUGAUAUCCUCGCGCUCACGGGGACGGUGGGGUAUAUGACGUAUCUCUGGGGCAAGGUUGAUGCGGUGGCGGGGUGGUGUAUGGUUCCGUAUUUGGGGUGGUUGUGCUAUGCGAGUUAUUUGAGUACUGCGGUUGGGUAUUUGAAUAACUGGGAUUUGUCGGAUAAGACAGUUGAUUCUCCGCCGUCGUCGAAGCCGGGACACACGAAGUUUGUUGAUGAGAAGCCUUAGGAUGGAUGUAUGUUACCGGCGGAUGUGAUACGGGAGGGAAAGGGAAGGGAAGGGGCGGAUUAAUUGGAAAUUGAACUAUUUGUGAUAUUUAGGGGAAACAAGAUGUAUCGUUAGUAUAAGUCAAUGGCUUUCUUCCAGUCAUUACUGUAGGUUUAGUUGGAAAACAAAUGUAAAGUUAUCACUCUU